CGUCAAUUUUCUUCCUGCUUCCAAGAUUCGCUAGGCCCUGUACCUCAGUGAUUGGGUUCCAUAUCUUCCCCCCAUCUCAGCUGCAGCUAGCGCCGCGAUAAAAGCUGCCCUCUUCCAGCCCAUUCAACUCCUCUUACGUAUUGGACGCUAAGUUAGCUAUUUCAAUACACCACACAACCAACCCCUCCAACACCUUUUUUUCAACUCUCUCACAGCAUCACAACUUUGUCUGACAAAACCACACAUACACAGAAUCAACUACAACCAAAAAUGUCCGCCCAAGAUAAGGCUCAGCAAUACCUUGGUCAGCUCGACCGUGAGCUCUCCAAGUACCCCGCCCUCAACAACCUCGAGAAGCAGGCUGGUGUUCCCAAGGCCUAUGCCGCCAUCGGUGUCGGCGCUCUCUACUUCUUCCUCAUUAUCUUCAACCUCGGAGGCCAGCUUCUGACCAACUUGGCUGGUUUCGUCAUCCCCGGCUACUACUCUCUUGGUGCCCUCUUCACCCACAACAAGGAGGAUGAUACUCAGUGGUUGACUUAUUGGGUCGUCUUCUCUCUUUUCACUGUGAUUGAGAGCUUCGUCCAGGUCGUCUACUGGUUCCCCUUCUACUUCGUCUUCAAGUUUAUCUUCCUCCUCUGGCUCUCUCUCCCUGCCUUCCGGGGUGCUGAGCUCAUCUUCCGAUCUUUCCUGGCCCCUACCCUCGGCCGAUACUUCCAGCAGACCGGCUCGACUGCCUCUGGCCUCCGUGCCAAGGCUGACGGCCUCGACAAGACCGAGUAAACGGUCUCCAAGGUUUAGCUUGAUCGCCAAACUAAUUCUUGUGAAUUGUCGCAUGCCCCGGAUCAAGCAAUCUCGGUACUAGAGGAACAGGAAAUGGUUAUUUAUAGGAACUACUCAGCUUCAAAACCACGCUACGCAAAUUGGGGGGGAUGAGAAGGAGGACCGGCCAGAAUUAAGAUUUAUACCAGCUAGAGAAGCUGUAUUGGACUGCUGGGUUGUUCGGGAAGACCCGUGUGUCGUGUGGAUGACUUUGUGUGAUGAAUGAAUGCACUGGAAAUAUCUUGCUUUGCUUUGAGAGAUGCUCUUUUUGGAGCUUCAUGAGAACACGUAUUGCCGCUAAUCCGUUUGCUUACCCCACAUCUUUGGUUUUGCAAUUGAAUACCUAUGGUAUCGGGGAUUUUGUUCUAUAAACAUUCAACUGCAACUGUCGCGUGCUCAGUUGCUCAGCUGUCUCAAAAUGUUAACAUAUAUUGCUAUGUCACUAAUCGUCAACCUCUC
Messenger RNA from Fusarium oxysporum Fo47, 1278 nucleotides. Its product is annotated as TB2/DP1, HVA22 family-domain-containing protein. Bases 271 to 780 code for a protein of 169 amino acids. The record is from RefSeq and is a predicted model, not a curated record. NCBI's taxonomy places the organism in Eukaryota, Fungi, Ascomycota, Sordariomycetes, Hypocreales, Nectriaceae. The transcript has 4 exons.